AUGCCCGGUCUCGCAGUCUCGCCGGAAAACGUCCCGGUCCCUGGUCGGGACACAUACUAUUGGCUCGGUGAAAUCAAUAAGGCCAGCGCCGUCAUCAACUCAUCAGAAGGUCUCUUGGAACAAGAUGCAGCCCGUCGCAUUAGCCGCGGACUCCAGAAACUCUUAGACUCCGGCAACGAGCCCAACGCGCCGCGUCCUAGCCUUGUCAUCACCUUCGAGCCUCUCCUCAUCGAAGCUGCUGGGGUUGAAGCAACUCUGCUGCACGCCGGCCGUUCGAGUCAAGAUAUGCUUGCCACAGUCUCGACUGCGAUCCUUCGCGAUGCAGUCCUUAAGCUAGCUUCACAGCUUCACGCGACAACAAAUCGUCUGCUCGAACUGGCGGAAACGCAUAUCUCGACACUGGUGCCAAACUACACCAACGGUGUUGCAGCUCAGCCCAACUCGUACGGUCACUAUUUGUUAGGCCAUAUCGCAGGCCUUCAUCGCGACGCGGAGAGACUGCUGCAAUUUUUUGCCCGGUUAGACCGAUGUCCAAUGGGCACGACCGUGCUCAAUGGCACAAGUUGGCCUCUGAACCGGGAACAAAUGGCCAAGUAUCUCGGCUUCGCGCAAGUUGUCGACAAUGCCUACGAUGCCGCGCAAAUCUCCAUGGCCGAAAUGCCAGUUGAGCUCGGAGGUAUCGCCUCUCAGAUUGCUCUUCAUACCGGCGCCUACAUCCAGGACGUCAUGAAUCAGUACGCCCAGCCAAAACCCUGGAUUCUCCUCCAAGAGGGAGGUGAGAACACGUACGUCUCGAGUGCUAUGCCGCAGAAGAGAAAUCCGGGCCUACUGAAUCACACCCGCGCCGAUGCUUCCUACAUUGUGACUUUGGGGGUUGGUCGUGCCAUACAAGGACAUAAUCUCCCGCCUGGAUACGGCGACGCAAAGGACCUUGGUCACAAUCUGGCUAUUAUCAACGGCACCUCGAAGGUUCUCGCACAAUGGCAACGCAUUCUCAACGCACUUGUCAUUGACGGCGAACGAUCUCUGAAAGAACUGGAUCUCGACUGGACCGCCUCGCAAGAACUAGCCGAUUUCCUUAUGCGUGAGCACAAGGUGCCAUUCCGUGUUGGGCAUCACUUUGCCUCAGAAACUGUCAGAUAUGCCAAGGCGGAAGACCUGUCCCCGAGCAACUUCCCUUAUGCGAAGGCAUCUAUAAUAUUCAAGGAAACAUUGAAGCACGCAGGCCUUGAUGAUGGAUCAUAUCAGUUUCUGAGUGAGGCAGAAUUCCAAGAAGCGCUUGAUCCGGCCGGGAUCAUCAAGCAUAGAGCCACCUUGGGAGGCCCACAGCCCAAGGAGAUGGAGCGUAUGAUUGGCAAUUCGAAGCAGGCGCUACAGGAUCUGGAUGACUGGAUCAAAGAGCGGCAAUCUCAUAUUGUGAGCUCCUUACAGGAGUUGAACGAAGUGUUUCAACUCUUGCUAGCGUAA
This is a messenger RNA of Colletotrichum phormii, 1467 nucleotides long. RefSeq names its product argininosuccinate lyase. The transcript has a single exon. The record is from RefSeq and is a predicted model, not a curated record. Bases 1 to 1467 code for a protein of 488 amino acids. Gene Ontology annotation, molecular function: argininosuccinate lyase activity. Gene Ontology annotation, cellular component: cytosol. Lineage: Eukaryota; Fungi; Ascomycota; Sordariomycetes; Glomerellales; Glomerellaceae.